This is a messenger RNA of Pneumocystis murina B123, 795 nucleotides long. RefSeq lists its product as hypothetical. Bases 1 to 795 code for a protein of 264 amino acids. The record is from RefSeq and is a predicted model, not a curated record. The transcript has 3 exons. NCBI's taxonomy places the organism in Eukaryota, Fungi, Ascomycota, Pneumocystomycetes, Pneumocystales, Pneumocystaceae.
AUGGGAUCAGCAGCUUCACUUUACAGACAACUUUUGAUUUAUAUUAGUUUUUUUGAUGAGCCUAUAAGGUUGUAUUUGAGGGGUUACGUUAAAAUGAGAUUUAUGGUUAAUCGGAAUUUAAAAGAUCCAGCACGUAUUAAGAAGGCAUUUCGAGAUGGUAAAAUGGGAUUGAUAAGUUUAAAGAAAGCGACAUUUGGGGAUCUUAAAAGCUUAGAGAAGAUACUAGAUUGGACAUAUGGACGACGGGGUAGACGGAAGCAUGAACUUUUACGUCCUUUUUUGGCGCCUUUGAGAAAAGGAAUUGCGGCUAUUCCGGGUCUUCCGCGUACAAAAUUUCCAGUUUUAUCUCCUGAAUUUCGAGCACUUGUUCAAUCACAGAUUCCAGAUUGGUUAUCGCGUUUAGAAAUGAAUAAAUCUACUGAAAAUAAAAUACUAAAUAGGAAGCGUCAAGCAAAUAUUCGUUGGAAAUGUUUUUCAUUUAUUUAUCGAAAAAUUCUUCCACCAUUGCCUUUGCAAGAGAUUCAGAAAUUAGAACAAUUUUCUAGAGGUGAAAAAAUUGGACUAACUCCCUUUUUCUUUCGGAAACAGCGUUCACCGAUGCCUCGUUCUACUGAUGCGCAUUAUAUGACACUUAGAUUUCGAAGAAGAAUCUAUCAAAGACUACUUAUGAAAUGUCCGAGACUUGUUUACCGUAUGAAUCAUGGAUGGACUAUUGAAUGGUCAAAGGAAGCACCAAUUAAAAAUAUGAGAGCAAAUUUAAUUCAUCAAGAUAUGUUUUCUGAUAAGAAAAUAUGA